AUGGUCAAGGCUAUCAACAACACCCAGUGCAUCAACAUCACCCUGCAGCACACCCAGGUCUGUGCGUUCGGUCCCACAGAGUCCAGUUACAAAGGUAAGAACACUCGGCAGCUGAUCCCACCAGAGAAACUCCAGAAGAGGCACUGCUGGAACUCACUUUCCUUUUGCAGCCUCAUAAACCGCACAGCCAACAGCGAGACAAUUCGUCUUCCUCCACAGGCAGAAUCCCACGGCCCUUCCUUCUGUGCGGGACCACGUGCUUUCAGACUCGGAGAGCAUCCAACAGAGCCCCUGCACUGCCUGCUCUCACAGGAACGGCGGCGGGAGGAAAAGCGCUCGGCUUUUUCCGGGGCACUGACAGAAAAUGAACCACACGGUGGCGGUGCGGACUUGCAAAAGAAGAAAACGCACCUCGCCUAUCAAAGUACCCAAAUUAAUGUCCCAAACUCUCUCCUGUUCCUUGUUGCAGGCCAUGGAAUUUCUGUCCUGCACCGUCAGGUCCAUCACGCCGUGAUCCCUCAUGGGAGAAGUGGAAGAUCCUCUGUCAGUGGCAUUGUGGCCACCGUCUUUGGAGCCACAGGUUUCCUGGGACGAUACGUUGUCAACCGCUUAGGUCGCAUUGGCUCUCAAGUCAUCAUCCCCUAUCGCUGUGAUCAGUAUGACCUGAUGUAUCUGCGGCCCAUGGGCGACCUGGGGCAGCUUCUCUUCAUGGAGUGGGACUGUCGGGACAAAGAUUCCAUCCAAAGAGCCGUGCAACACAGCAAUGUGGUCAUUAAUCUUAUUGGAAAGGAAUGGGAAACAAAAAACUUCAAAUUUGAAGAUGAAUUUGUAAAUAUUCCUCAAAUUAUUGCACAGAUAAGUAAGGAAGCAGGUGUGGAAAAGUUCAUUCAUAUCUCUCACCUGAAUGCUGACAUGAGGAGUCCUUCCAAAUACCUCAGGAACAAAGCUGUUGGAGAGAAGAUAGUGAGGGAAGAAUUUCCAGAUGCUGUAAUUUUGAAGCCCUCUGAGAUGUUUGGGAGAGAGGAUCGAUUUCUCAAUCAUUAUGCAAACAUGCGCUGGUUUGGCGGUGUGCCUCUUGUUUCUCUGGGCAAAAAAACAGUCAAGCAACCAGUCUAUGUGGUUGAUGUAGCAAAGGCAAUUAUUAAUGCAAUUAAGAAUCCUGAUGCAAAAGGAAAAACAUAUGCCUUGGCUGGCCCUCACCGGUACCUCCUGUAUGACAUGGUCGAGUACAUCUACACUGUUUCCCACCACCCCUUCAUUCCCUACCCGCUGCCACGGCCUCUCUACCAUUUAGUUGCAAGAUUCUUUGAGAUGAAUCCAUUUGAACCGUGGUUGACACGGGACAAGAUAGAUCGGUUUCACACUACAGACAUGAGAUUUCCUGACCUUCCUGGUUUUGAAGAGCUGGGGAUUGAGCCAACCCCCCUGGAGCAAAAGGCCAUCGAAGUGCUGCGCCGUCACCGCAGGUUCCGCUGGUUGGAUGCUGAGCUGGAGGAAGUAAAGCCAAAAACACAGCCCGUGUAACAGCUGGCAAGGGGGAUACUUAAAGCUUCUUAAACUGCCUUUGGAUGACCCAUCUUCUUUGAGAACUGUGUACAUACUGAGUAAAAUGUAUGAAUCAUGUAAACUGUA
This is a messenger RNA of Ficedula albicollis (Collared flycatcher), 1632 nucleotides long. RefSeq names its product NADH:ubiquinone oxidoreductase subunit A9 (gene NDUFA9). The record is from RefSeq and is a predicted model, not a curated record. The coding region runs from base 1 to 1524 and encodes 507 amino acids. The transcript is spliced from 12 exons. Gene Ontology annotation, molecular function: protein-containing complex binding. Lineage: Eukaryota; Metazoa; Chordata; Aves; Passeriformes; Muscicapidae. Gene Ontology annotation, cellular component: mitochondrion.